Rhineura floridana is the source of this 1755-nucleotide messenger RNA. It is a transcript of the gene C19H12orf43, whose product is annotated as chromosome 19 C12orf43 homolog. The transcript is spliced from 6 exons. The record is from RefSeq and is a predicted model, not a curated record. Gene Ontology annotation, biological process: Spemann organizer formation; negative regulation of Wnt signaling pathway; Wnt signaling pathway. The coding region runs from base 48 to 878 and encodes 276 amino acids. Lineage: Eukaryota; Metazoa; Chordata; Lepidosauria; Squamata; Rhineuridae.
CUGGACUACAACCCCCAGGAUGCUCUGCGGCCGCGGGGAUUCCCAUCAUGGCGGCGGCCAGAGGUGCCACCAGCAGCAGCAGCAGCGAAGAGGAGGAGGAGGGCUUGAAGCGCCUCCGGGAGGCUGCUUGGGACCCGGUGCUGCAGCGAGCGGCCACGGCCGGAGCGGCCUUGUUGGCACCCACAGGCGGUAACUUUAAGAAGAGCAAGUUGCCAUCUGUUGAACCUAGCAUCAGAGAGAAGGCCAUUGAUCACAGGCAGGAUGGCAAUGAACUGCAGACCACCCCAGAAUUCCGAGCUCAUGUUGCAAAAAAACUGGGAGCCAUCUUGGACAGUUCCAUUACUGUCUUGAAGAAUCCACCAAGACCUGCACAGAACGAUGUGAAAUCCUUGGAGACUGAAGACGAUGGCUUUCGCCUCUUUUCAUCAUCUGUGCCAGGAGACUGCGGGAAGCCGGAACCUUUGCCCUCUGGAAAGAGACGGCGGCAGUGUUGCAGCUCCAGCUCUUCCAGUGAGCUGGACAGUGACCAAGAAUGGCAGAGAUGCCAGGAUGCAGCAGUGACGGCAGAAGAGAUCCUAAAACUUAGUGGCCUCCCAAUAGCAGCUCUUCAGGAUCCCAGCCAGAACCACCGUUGCCCAGCCUCAGAGCCCAGCCAGAAGAAGAGGAGGAGGAAGAGGAGGAGGAAGGCAAAAGCAGAAGGAGAGGAUGGUGACGAGAAGGAGGCCAUAGAAGGAGCACAUCGUAGCCAGGCCAGUGGUGGGACUGAGGGGCCCUUGUGCCUCAAUGGAGUGUGCAGAAGAGGAGAGAACGUGAGUGCAGAGGAUAUGGUGGUGAAGAAGAAGAAGAAAAUGAAGGAAGUAGAAGCAAGGACAGAGUGAUGGUUCCACACACACUCUGUGUCAGUAAAAGUUGCCUGAUAAGAGGCGUGUUGCUUUCGACAGUCUCUCCUGUGUUUGAGGAAACACAGUUGUCAAGCUUUAUAUUUUAUAGAAUCAAACUCCUGGGGUUUACUUUGGCAGUCCCUAUUGGAAGGGGCACCAGUGAAAAUGUAAAGGGAUCGCUCCACAAUGGCCUGUUGGAUCUGCGUACUGGAGUGCCCAGGCAGGUAGCUCAAGACAUCUGUGGAUGACCCUCCUGGGUUCCAUCUUUUCUUCCUGGGCCUCUGCAGCAUGUAACCCGCCAGGCUGCACUCCAGUCGUGGACUGAAGCCUCCCGAGUGCUCAGCAAGCCUGCCUAGUAGUUUCCAGCGAGAAAUGUAUCCUCAACAAGCCUGCCCUCGCAGGAAAGCCACAAAACCAAGUGGUUCAUUGAACCCCUGGCUGGCUGCCAUGCAUGGCUUGGUGGGUGAAGAGUUGUGCAGGCUGAAGAAAGUGGCCAAAUGCCAACAGCAGUAGCAAACAUAUCUUCCUGCCAGGCAUGUAAGCAUCUGAUGCCGACUUAAUCCGUUUCCCCUGUAAUGGUGUCUCAGUGAUAUUUCUGACUGUAAGAGCCGUGAUGGAAUAGAGAAGCAGCUACCUCACCCUGUGGCAAAGAAAGGACUGCCUAAAACUAAUUGGCCUCCCUUCCUUGCUGGUCAGAAAAGUCUGUGCAGGUGAGCUCAAUUUAAUGGUCUCUGAUGUUCCAGUUGGAGUCUGCUGUGGCUUCAUUUUUACUGUACGCAGCUGCAACCAGGCACCUCUUUUCUGUGUCUGUCCCCUUCCCCCCUUCUCAAAUUUAUCUUUCAAUGAUAUUAAAUCUACUGAAGUACAGUCAAAA